Entamoeba invadens IP1 is the source of this 1392-nucleotide messenger RNA. RefSeq names its product elongation factor 2 kinase, putative. Gene Ontology annotation, biological process: protein phosphorylation. NCBI's taxonomy places the organism in Eukaryota, Evosea, Mastigamoebida, Endamoebidae. The transcript has 2 exons. The record is from RefSeq and is a predicted model, not a curated record. Gene Ontology annotation, molecular function: protein binding; protein serine/threonine kinase activity; ATP binding. The coding region runs from base 1 to 1392 and encodes 463 amino acids.
AUGGACGAAACGAAGACGAUGAAAUACAACGUCCAAGCUGAAGGAUAUCAUAUUGAGAUUCCGUAUACUUCAGAUCAAGUUCGUGAACUAUUAAGAGAAGGUAAAAGUAUAGAAUAUUUUCAGCUUCAUUCUGCCAAGGUGAUUGCGAAAAGUGCGUCCUUUGGGAAUGGGGGUGAAAGGACUGCCUUUUCGGGAAAAUUCAGUCACUCAGAUCGGGAGAUUGUACUCAAACGUUUUAAUAAAAUCCGAUCAUUUGAGUGUUAUAUAGAAACGGUGGAACGACAGAUGUUAUGUGAGAGCUUUGCUGAGGAAUACAAUCAGUUACGUGUGACACCACUGCAACUCCACUUUGUGCCGCUGACUUUAUUCCUUGCGAUCAACACGCGGGACACUCGGUAUGAUGGGGUGACCCUUAGUCGGGCCCAACUUCGAAGUCUCGGCGAGAAUUUUUUCUUUGUUGAGCCACUGUUAAGCGGGGAGUUUUUAAAGUUCAAUUCGAACAAUGGAGAUGUCUGGAUCGAUACCUUUCACGCGUCGCUCCACGCGUUCUCUCAUUGGACGUGGGUUGUAUCUAAUCAUCAAUUAUUAGUUGCGGAUUUACAAGGAGUUUUCCAAGACAAAUGGUUCUAUCUCACUGAUCCUGCUGUCUUAUCAAGCACCGACGACGAAUUCAAAUAUUCACCAACUAAUUUGGGAGAGGAAGGGAUCCAACGAUUCUUUAAAACUCAUCGGUGUAACCAAGUCUGCAUAGGUCUCGGGAUCUCAAAAAAUGUCCACGACGUACAAACACCUGAGGAGUUCGUCGUGUCAAACACCCCAACAAAAUUCCUCAGAAAAAGCGCAGUGAAGAAUUUGGAGAUCGACGAGUUCUGCGGAACUACACAACUGACAAGGGAAAAGGGCGAGAAGAAACUGAAAUGCGAAAAGAGCGAGUUUGGGACGACAAACGAAUGUCUGGAGACGUUUGAGGAGGUCCAGGAGUUGGUCGACAACUCGGAGAAUGCGGAGAAUGAGGAUUUCUAUAAUUAUAAAGGGAAGUUGGAAACGUUGGGGAGGUGCGUUGUGUUAUAUCCCUUCCGGGCAGAACAUUCAGAUGAAUUGAAUUUAAGAAGAGAUGACGUCGUCGACAUCUUAGCAAAAGAGGGAGAUUGGUGGUGGGGGAAGUGUAACGGAAGAGAAGGAACAUUCCCGAAGAAUCACGUGCAAGAAUUACUCCAGAUGUUUAGAUUUGUAUGCUGCAUGGACUAUGAGGCUAAAUGUCGUGAUGAGGUGUCUGUCAAAGCAGGACAGUUUGUAUAUCUUGUGGGAAGAAAGAAGGAUUUGGUCAGAGUGACUACAGAAGGAAUGAAGUGUGGGUUUUUGCCGUUCGAUGUGGUCAAAAUAGUGUCGUAG